Molecule: messenger RNA, 751 nt
Organism: Aspergillus glaucus CBS 516.65
Lineage: Eukaryota; Fungi; Ascomycota; Eurotiomycetes; Eurotiales; Aspergillaceae
Exons: 4
Coding region: 208-474 (88 amino acids)
Source: RefSeq, a predicted model, not a curated record
ACAUUCCGAGACUCACCUCCCAAGAACAUCGAUCGCACCUCCAAACCGUCAAUCCCGUGCAUUUUUCCCGCUAUACUGGGAUCAAGGAAGCGACAAGCAUCCUCCAGGUCUCGCGAAGCCUCAUACAACACCAUCCGCAUCAAUACCUUGGAUCCGAUUGGUUCCUGAACUCCGUCUUAUCGCAUCGAACGUUUGCCAAACCUCAAGAUGAAGCCCAUCGUGUCUGCUUUGAACGCAUGGUCAUGCGUUGUCAUCUCGUUCUUUGCCGUCAUCAUCCUCUCCGUCCUCGGAACGUUAUACCAGCACGACCACCCCGGUUACACCGGCUCUGAUGGCGACCCGGAGAAUGGCCCUGCCGUUGCUGCCUCGAUUUUUACCGCCGUGAUUGUAUACGCCGCAUUCUUCGUCUUCUGUGCUUUCCAGGCCUACCUCCAUAUCCGAGCUAGUAGGGGUGGUGCCAUAUCACUGAGCUAAAGCUUGCCGAUUGAUUUUGAAUCUACAAUUUUUGAUGAAGGCCUCUGUUUCUUUUCUUUUGCUUUGUCUGUCUGGUUUAUUACUAUGCGUGGGAAUCUCGGCUUGGUUUGGACGAUACACUCGGUCUCAUAAGCUGCGCUGGUUGCGGAAAUCGCCAGUCUGCCCUUAUAUACAAGACAACUUUCAACGGCUGAGAUAUGAUGCAUGGUAAUGGAGAAAGGCUGGGUUUCUGUGGUUUAUCUUGCUAUAUGGUGUUGAUUCCGGUGUUUCUUUUACU